GCAUAAAGCCAAACGUGGAUUUCAAAAAAGGUCCCUAAGGGGCUUUCGUUAAGUGCAAAAUCAGUGCAGAGGUCCCUCGCUCCUCUCACGUACUCUUAUCCCAAGUGGUGGUGGCGGUGGGGAGCGCUUGGGUAGCACUCGAGCUCUGUUGUUCCUCCUCCGCAAAGUGGAGGUGGUGUGGCCCGAGGCUUUGCGAGAUAGCGUCCACCGCGGAGUUCAAGUCUAGGUCCGCCAGCGCUGAGCCCCCUGAGGGAGGAGGUGGCGGGCUCAGGGAGUCCCUCCUUCGGGGGCGGGGCCAAGGGCUGCUUCGCUGCCCAGCCCUGCAGAGCGGAGGUCUGCAGGCUCCAGUUUAGUAAAGCGCAGGCAAACCCGGCCAGAAGCCACCGCAUUUAUCAGCAGAUCUUACGAUUGUUUGGUAAAGGCUCUGCGGGUCUACACAGGUCACGUCCCUCGGAACUCCGAGACUCCACGUCGGAGCCAGCCCUCGGCCCCCCUGCAGUCGGACGGUUACAGCCGCGGGAGACCUGGAGGCGGUGGCAGCGGCCCAGGAACUAGCAGCAGCGCCCGGGAAAGAAGCAGGAAGAGAAGAGUAUUGUCUCCUAGGAAUCCAGCCCUGGAGAAACGAGGAAAAUUCUUCCCAGGAUGGUCUCCCAUUCAGAGUUGAGGAAACUUUUCUGUUCAGCUGAUGCAGUGUGCUUUGACGUUGACAGCACAGUCAUCAGAGAAGAAGGAAUUGAUGAGCUGGCCAAAUUCUGUGGCGUUGAGGAUGCUGUGUCAGAAAUGACACGGCGAGCCAUGGGCGGGGCAGUGCCUUUCAAGGCUGCCCUCACAGAGCGCUUAGCUCUGAUCCAGCCCUCCAGAGAACAGGUGCAAAGGCUCAUAGCAGAGCACCCACCGCACCUGACCCCUGGCAUAAGGGAGCUAGUAAGUCGCCUACAAGAGCGAAAUGUUCAGGUUUUUCUAAUAUCUGGAGGCUUUAGGAGCAUUGUGGAGCAUGUGGCUUCAAAGCUCAACAUCCCAUCAACCAAUGUAUUUGCCAACAGGCUGAAAUUCUACUUUAAUGGUGAAUAUGCAGGUUUUGAUGAGAUGCAGCCAACAGCCGAAUCUGGUGGGAAAGGAAAAGUUAUUAAACUUUUAAAGGAAAAAUUUCAUUUUAAGAAAAUAGUCAUGAUUGGAGAUGGAGCCACAGACAUGGAAGCCUGUCCUCCUGCUGAUGUUUUCAUUGGAUUUGGAGGAAAUGUGAUCAGGCAACAAGUAAAGGACAACUCGGAAUGGUACAUCACUGAUUUUGUAGAGCUUUUGGGAGAACUGGAAGAGUAAGAUCAGUUUUUAUACAAGUUCAUAACAACUUCAGGUUAAUUUUUAAAAGUUAUACAGUUUGAUACUGUUUGCUUCCAAUUGCAUAUUAGGACUUACUAUAUAAAUUUAGUACUGAUUAUCUGUACUUCCAAGUAAACUAUAGUUAGGGCUCAUAGAACAUUGUGGUUCAUUUUUUUUUUUAAACUGUAGUUCUGGUAUUAUUAUGACCAUUUAAUUACCUGGAGAGUUUUAUAAUUUAAAUUCUUUGUGUAUUUUCCUAGCUAUAUUUUAUUUGAAGGCUUUUGAAGGUAGAUAGUAAAUUAAACACCUUCAUUAUUGGAAAUAUGGAUUAGGCAGCUUUAAGUGAAAUUGGUUUUCCCUUUAUAUAUAAAUAAAAGUUUAUCCACAUAUCAGAA
Kogia breviceps (pygmy sperm whale) is the source of this 1715-nucleotide messenger RNA. It is a transcript of the gene PSPH, whose product is annotated as phosphoserine phosphatase. Gene Ontology annotation, molecular function: magnesium ion binding; L-phosphoserine phosphatase activity. The record is from RefSeq and is a predicted model, not a curated record. Gene Ontology annotation, biological process: dephosphorylation; L-serine biosynthetic process. Lineage: Eukaryota; Metazoa; Chordata; Mammalia; Artiodactyla; Physeteridae. Gene Ontology annotation, cellular component: cytoplasm.